AUGAUAAAAGAAGAAAAACAGAUCGAGGCUCAGAAUUUUAUAGAUCAACAAAAUAUCGAAGUUAAAAACAAGUUAAAUGUUUGGACAGAUGGAUACUGUAAAAGAAAUAGUUUAUCAGAUGCUAUUGGAGAAAUCUAUGCUGUGAUUAGAGCUCUUGAAAUUUGUGACAAGAAAGAAAAUUUAAUUAUAAAUACUGAUAGCAAUUAUAUUAUCAUCUCUAGAGAUGUUAAAAAACCACAAACUAAUUUUGAUUUAGUUAAUAGAUUCAAUGAUUUAAUCAAGGAACGUGAAGGAAAAACAUAUUUAAAACAUGUGAAAGAACAUAGUGGUAUUUAUGGAAAUGAACAAGCGGACAGACUUGCAUAUUUAGGUUCAAAAAAACCAGAUGUUGAAUUAAUUCUACCAGAACUAUUGGCACAAGAUGAUGAUAUUAUUGUUGGGGUUAAACUUCCAAAAUUAUAUACGUGGGAUUUUAAAACAGGACAAUAUAAGAUGAUCCUUAAUAAAAAUGGUAAAAUUACAAAUAAUUAUAAAGAUGUUGUGGGUGUAUUGUUAACAAUACCAAAAAAUCAAAAAAGUUGUUCAAUAUGUAAAAAAGACAAUGUUAGAAUGUUAGGUUUUAACAAACAUACACAUAUUGAAAUUGGUCGAUAUAAGAGAAAACAAGAAGAUAAACAAAACAGAAAACUAACCAAAAAACAAGGAAAAAGAAAAGAAGUUAAAUGUAGUAUAUGUGGUAAAUGUGGUUUUAAUAAAC
Molecule: messenger RNA, 757 nt
Organism: Racocetra persica
Lineage: Eukaryota; Fungi; Glomeromycota; Glomeromycetes; Diversisporales; Gigasporaceae
Source: the annotation of a GenBank genome assembly